This is a messenger RNA of Spathaspora passalidarum NRRL Y-27907, 705 nucleotides long. RefSeq names its product Pga26p (gene PGA26). The transcript has a single exon. The record is from RefSeq and is a predicted model, not a curated record. Bases 50 to 469 code for a protein of 139 amino acids. NCBI's taxonomy places the organism in Eukaryota, Fungi, Ascomycota, Pichiomycetes, Serinales, Debaryomycetaceae.
AUCCCUUUUAAGAAUCUAACUUAUAUACUUUCGCUAAAUUACUAAAAAAAUGCAAUACUCAUCCGUCGUUAUUGGUUCCGCCUUAGCUGCCUCUGUCUUAGCUGCUGCUAACAAUACUUUGACUAUCACCACCCAAGUUACAUUGACUGACUAUACCACUUAUUGUCCAGAACCAACUGUUCUUACCAUUACAGUUUGUGAAGAAGAAGAAAUCUGUUCUACCAAGUCAAUUGCAGUUCCAGUCCCAGGUACUAUCACUGUCACUGAACCAUGUAUUGUUGAAACUGUUUACACUACUGUUUGUGAAACCACCCCAUCCUACGGUAAUUCUACUUCAGUUCUCCCAACAAAGGCCCCAGCUACAACAGUUCCACCACUUACAGUUACCACUUAUGAAGGUGGUGCCGUCAAGAAUAUGUAUGGUGCUUUUGCCGGUGUUGCUGCUCUUGCUGCUGCUGCUUUGAUGUAAAAGUAAAAACUAGGAAAUAUUCUCCAAAUAUUAAUAAAGAAAUUAUUUCGGAAACUCGUUUCAUCCAUGUUUCGGUUUUGUUUAUUUUUGUUUCUUCUUUUCAAGUUUACAAUUUCUCUUUCUAUUUAGUGACUGUUGCUAUAGGUUUGUGGAAUUUGAUAUUCCAUUCAAUACCCAUUUUCUUUGUAUAUACAUUAGUAAUAUACAUAAUUUUGUUUUAUUUUACUGGAAUCUUU